AUGAGCCACAAAGAGCCUAGUUUCUUCCUGAAAUCUCACUUUCUUCCAGCCCCAGAAUGUGUAUUCAACCACAGUGAAAUAACAUCAAAAACUAAAAAAUUCUUCCCAAAAUGUGGAAUGGUUUAUGGAAUAUUGGUUAUCAACUCAAACACUGAUUUGUCAUUGGCUCAAUUGAAAUCGGUUUUCAAAAAUAUGACAACCCUAGUUGGAGGGUUGAUAGUGGAAAAUUCGAGUUUAUCGAACCUGGAUUUUUUCACAUAUCCCUAUGAGUAUUUACCUUUUUACUGUAAAACAUAUGGUCUUGUUAUCCGAAACAAUUCAAAACUAACCAAUGGAACAAUGUUGUUAGGAACCAGAUUUUAUUCUCAAAACACUACCAAGGAAUGUUAUGUGUCGAUCGAAAACAAUGAAUUAUUAGAUAUGAGCAGUUUAUGUGGUCAAGGAGAAUUAAAGGAUUUAUUGGACAUUCGUACAAAAGGGAAUUUCAAAAAUUGUGGUUGCCAAGGUAACGGGCCACUUUCUGAAUUCCAAAACUGCAACACCACUUUCAAUGGCUUAAAACUUCUGAAUACCACUAACCUCGAUUUAUAUCCAUUGUCUAAUAUUACAACCAUUCAAGGCUCGAUAGACAUUCAGAAUUCGAACAUUCAAAAUUUAUCAUUUUUGACUAAUUGGCAGUUUUGGACAGUGAAAUCCAAUAGGACUGUUAUACUGAACUUACAAAAUAAUCCGAUAAUGAAGCGGUUAGGCUUGCCGGUUUUAAAGGUACCGAAAGUAUGCAGAAGACAUCAAAAAGAGGUAGAAAGUUUUCAGAAAUUCGAGAAAAAGUUGCGUGGACUCGGUCUGGCGAAUAUUGAAAACUUACAUCCGGAAUUUUGUAUAACAAUUGCGGAAUUCAAGUUUAUUUUUGAAGUCUUGGAAUUAUCAUUUUUAAAUCUAGACGCCAAAAUUUGUAAUGAGGAAAUUGGAGACAUUCGGGAUAAUGUUCUUUGUCAUUUCGAAUCAAUGUAUGAUCUACCCUACAAUUGUGAUAUUAUUGUUGGAAAUGUGAUAGUGGAUUUUGGAGAUGAAGAGUAUUUUUCGAAAUUGUUCAAUGUUUGGCAUCUCUAUGGAACAUUGACAAUUAGAAAUACAAAUUUGAAAACUUUUAAUCGCUUGCAGUUGUCCUAUAUAGCUUACUUGGAUGAUAGGGAUUUAGAACAGCAAGAUCGGCUGAUUCAAAUUUACUCAAAUCCCAAGUUAAAUGAUUUUCUCAUGAAUAGUGUCAGUAACAUCAUAACCAGCGGAAAACGAGAGGCAUUGAUUCAAGACAAUCACCCGGACGCCUUCAAGGAUUGGGAAACUGGGGAAAAAACGGAAUGUGCAAUGUUUCCUUAUCCUUAUAUGUACUUCAAGGAUUACUACUCCGUAAACUUAAACUUCACUGGUGGAGAUUGUGGACAACGUGUGGAGAUUAAGAAUUCAAAUCUAGCAAUUUUUUAUUUGUCUGUUUCAUUCACUGUAGCAUAUACUUUAUUUCACAUAUGA
Molecule: messenger RNA, 1527 nt
Organism: Caenorhabditis briggsae
Lineage: Eukaryota; Metazoa; Nematoda; Chromadorea; Rhabditida; Rhabditidae
Exons: 4
Coding region: 1-1527 (508 amino acids)
Source: RefSeq, a predicted model, not a curated record